Molecule: messenger RNA, 1965 nt
Organism: Elephantulus edwardii (Cape elephant shrew)
Lineage: Eukaryota; Metazoa; Chordata; Mammalia; Macroscelidea; Macroscelididae
Gene: TCF7L1
Product: transcription factor 7-like 1 (T-cell specific, HMG-box)
Exons: 15
Coding region: 1-1911 (636 amino acids)
Biological process (GO): regulation of transcription by RNA polymerase II; canonical Wnt signaling pathway
Cellular component (GO): beta-catenin-TCF complex
Molecular function (GO): DNA-binding transcription factor activity, RNA polymerase II-specific; RNA polymerase II cis-regulatory region sequence-specific DNA binding
Source: RefSeq, a predicted model, not a curated record
AUGGCGGCUGUGGGGGAAGCAGGCGACAAGCAGCUGCCCGCACAAGAGGGGCCGCGCACACCCCGAGCCCCCAUGGCCCAUCGAGCCCUCCGUGUCCAUGUGACCAUCCCGGUGGCCAGCAUCUCCGGAGAAAACGCCUCGCUCAGGACCCAGGAUGGAUGUGCAGGCGGCGGGGGCGGGGCGGGCGGCGGCGGCGGCGGGGGUGCGGGCGGCGGUGCGACCGACGGGGGCGACGACCUCGGGGCCAGCGACGAGCUCAUCACCUUCCAGGACGAGGGCGGCGAGGAGCAGGAGCCCAGCAGCGACAGCGCGUCGCUGCAGCGGGACCUGGACGAGGUCAAGUCGUCCCUGGUCAACGAGUCGGAGAACCCGAGCAGCAGCUCGGACUCGGAGGCGGAGAGGCGCCCGCAGCCCGCCCGGGACGCUUUCCAGAAGCCGCGGGACUACUUCGCCGAAGUGAGGAGGCCCCACGACGGCGCAUUCUUUAAGGGCCCCCCCUACCCGGGGUACCCGUUCCUGAUGAUUCCGGACUUGAGCAGCCCGUAUCUCCCCAACGGCCCCCUGUCCCCCGGCGGAGCGCGCACGUACCUGCAGAUGAAGUGGCCCCUCCUUGAUGUCCCCUCCAGCGCCACGGUCAAGGACGCAAGGUCCCCGUCCCCAGCACACCUGUCUAAUAAGGUUCCUGUUGUGCAGCACCCACAUCACAUGCAUCCACUGACACCCCUCAUCACCUACAGCAAUGACCACUUCUCCCCUGGCUCUCCACCCACGCACCUCUCUCCGGAGAUUGAUCCAAAGACAGGAAUCCCCCGGCCCCCUCACCCGUCAGAGCUGUCACCCUAUUAUCCACUGCCACCUGGAGCUGUUGGACAAAUCCCUCACCCCCUCGGCUGGUUCGUCCCACAGCAAGGACAGCCCAUGUACCCCCUGCCUCCUGGUGGCUUCCGGCACCCUUACCCUGCUCUCGCCAUGAAUGCCUCCAUGUCCAGCCUUGUCUCCAGCCGGUUCUCCCCUCACAUGGUGGCUCCCGCUCACCCCGGUCUGCCCACCUCAGGGAUCCCCCACCCCACCAUCGUCUCCCCAAUUGUCAAGCAGGAGCCCGCGGCCCCCAGCCUGAGCCCAGCCGUGAGUGCGAAAUCACCGGUGACGGUGAAGAAGGAGGAAGAAAAGAAGCCCCAUGUGAAGAAGCCUCUGAAUGCCUUCAUGUUGUAUAUGAAGGAGAUGCGGGCCAAGGUGGUGGCCGAGUGCACCCUGAAAGAGAGUGCCGCCAUCAACCAGAUUCUGGGGAGGAAGUGGCACAACCUGUCCCGAGAAGAGCAGGCCAAAUACUAUGAGUUGGCACGGAAGGAGCGGCAGCUUCAUUCUCAGCUCUACCCGACCUGGUCUGCCCGGGAUAACUACGGUAAGAAAAAGAAGAGGAAGAGAGAAAAGCAACUUUCACAUACACAGUCACAGCAGCAAGUCCAGGAGGCAGAGGGUACCUUGGCCUCCAAGAGCAAGAAGCCGUGUGUUCAGUACUUGCCUCCCGAGAAGCCCUGUGACAGCCCUGCCUCCUCUCAUGGCAGCAUGUUAGACUCCCCGGCCACCCCCUCUGCUGCCUUGGCCUCACCAGCUGCUCCUGCUGCCACCCACUCGGAGCAAGCGCAGCCUCUGUCUCUCACCACCAAACCAGAGACCCGUGCCCAGCUGGCUCUCCACUCGGCUGCCUUCCUGUCAGCCAAGGCUGCAGCUGCUUCCUCCAGCCAAGUGGGCAGCCAGCCUCCCCUGCUGUCCCGGCCCCUGCCCCUGGGCUCUAUGCCCACAGCUCUGUUGACCUCUCCCCCCUCCUUCCCAGCCACACUCCAUGCCCCCCAGGCCCUCCCAGUGCUCCAAGCCCAGCCUCUUUCCUUGGUCACCAAGUCUGCCCACUAGGCUGCCCCGGACCGAUUCAGGUUGUCAAGUGACUCAUCGAGUAAGAAUGAUUCA